GCGAGAAGGCGUUGGCAUUCGGAUCCAGUGGGACAAGCUCAGUCGCGCCUCCUUCAUCAACCGAUGGAACCCGUGGUCCACGAGCAUCCCGUACGUCACCUUCACCGAGCACCCGAUGGCAGACGCUGACGAGAAGGUCGCGUCCCUUUGCCUGCUGGAAAACUUCAAAACUCAGCUCGUUCAGGCUGUGAAGAAGGCGCACAAGGAGCAGCCGCUGCCGGGCAGGGCUAACGGCGUUUUGGUGCUGGAGCGGCCGCUCCUCAUCGAGACCUACCUGGGGCUGAUGUCCUUCAUCAACAACGAGGCCAAGCUCGGCUACUCCAUGACCAGAGGCAGAUUUGGAUUUUAG
This is a messenger RNA of Mesitornis unicolor (brown roatelo), 349 nucleotides long. RefSeq names its product tumor protein p63-regulated gene 1-like protein. The transcript is spliced from 2 exons. The record is from RefSeq and is a predicted model, not a curated record. Gene Ontology annotation, cellular component: synaptic vesicle; cytoplasm. Lineage: Eukaryota; Metazoa; Chordata; Aves; Mesitornithiformes; Mesitornithidae. The annotation marks the transcript as partial.